UUAAGUUUUGUAUUUACUAAAGGAAGGAUGGCACCCAAUUGAACGACUGUUUUAUAGAAAAUACGACUCUGUUGUGAUUAAACAAAUAUAGAAAACGCUGAAAUUAAUCGAUACAGGUCGUAUAAAAAACUAUGUUACUUGGUGUAAUUUUAUGUUGUUGUUGCAUUCAAGGUUUUCUUUAGUUUUUGGAAAAAAGUUAAAAUAAACACCUCCAUAGUGAGCUAAUUUAAGAAAUACUCUAACUUCCACAGGAUCUUGCAAAGGUAAUGAAGGACGUGGGUGAUUUCCUGGAGGUGACGUACACGAAGGAUCACGAGGCUGCUCUCCUAGAUCACCUGAGCUUUGCUAGCAUGAAGAACAACAGCGCUGUUAACUUCGAGGCGGAUAUUAAAGAAAUGCAGCCGGUCGGCGACGUCCGGUUCAUGAGAGAAGGGCAAGUCGGCCUGUGGAAGAAGGUUUUGUCUCCAGAGUUCACCAAGUUGUUUAAAGAUUGGACUUCCAAGUACUUAAAUGAGGCAGAUCGCCAAAGCAUAUCUUGCUGAAUACCAAAGAAACUUGAUUCAAUGUAAAAGGAUUUGAAUGCACGAAAAUUUAAACAUUUAGUAAAUGUACGGCGAUGAACGUGUGUAGAGUUACAUAUUUAUGAUUAUUUAGUAAUAUUUAAUAUAUUAGUUAGAUGUUGUAUACAAAAUCAGUCUAUUUUUGACACUUAAAAGAACUAAACUUUGUAUACAGAGGUCAAAUAUACAUAGGUAUAUGAAUAUUUCCCAAAGCAUUUAUUAAAAUAAGUUAAACAAGCUUUGAAUAAGCUCCACAAAAGUGUUAACAGUUUUUGAUAUUUAAGUGAUGUUUUAAACCAAGAUGUAUAUGUGUAAUAAUUCAUAAAAUAGGUAUAAUAACUGGGUGAAUCAAAGUCAAAAUGCACUUAUGGAAUCGUUAAAAAGAAUUAGGCCUACAGAUUUAUUUAGUUUAUUUCUGUUUAUCAUUAUAAACAUGUUGGAUUUGUUGGUGCAAUGUUGGAUUAAAAUGCAUUUAUUAAAUAGUCAAUAUAGUA
Messenger RNA from Homalodisca vitripennis (glassy-winged sharpshooter), 1054 nucleotides. Its product is annotated as luciferin sulfotransferase-like. NCBI's taxonomy places the organism in Eukaryota, Metazoa, Arthropoda, Insecta, Hemiptera, Cicadellidae. The record is from RefSeq and is a predicted model, not a curated record. The transcript has a single exon. The coding region runs from base 267 to 542 and encodes 91 amino acids. Gene Ontology annotation, molecular function: sulfotransferase activity.